UCCAGGACAUCGUCUUCCAGCUGCAGCGCUUCGUGUCUACCAUGUCCAAGUACUACAAUGACUGUUACGCGGUGCUUCGGGAUGCCGACGUCUUUCCCAUUGAGGUGGACCUGGCACACACCACUCUAGCCUAUGGCCCUAACCAGGGUGGCUUCACUGAUGGAGAGGAUGAGGACGAGGAUGAGGAGGAUGGGGCAGCUAGGGAAGUGUCCAAGGAUGCACGUGGGGCCACUGGGCCCAUGGACAAGGGCGGAAGCUGGUGUGACUCCUGAGUGCCCCCUCAAGUGGACCUGGGGGGCAGGGCAGCGGGAGGACCGCGUCGGGAACGGGGCGGGGCCACUGUAGGACAGUGAAGGCGUGUAGUGGCGCAUAAAGGCCUGCUGGCUCGGGGCGCCUGCCUCCCUGCUCCUCUGUCCUCGCACAGUGAACCCAGGCUGCAGCCUGGGACCUGGACUCUGGCCCCCGUCCUUCAUUCCCACCUCCCAGCUGGAGGGAGAGCUGGGCCUUGGACAGAAAAGAGGAGGGGCUGGAGCAGGCAGAGUGCAGGACCUGUCCUGUGAGUACCUCGGUGGUGCCAAGCCUGCAGGGAAUGGGAGCCGGGUGGACAUCCGAGGCUGGGGCCAGUGUACCAGGCCGGCCCCCCCGAGUCCACAUGCACACCUUGGCAGCCUAUAUUUAUUUGUUUCUGGCUUAGCCUCAAGGGCUGGAUGCUGGGCCUGUAUUGAAUAAACAGAAACCCAGACAGAAUGGA
Molecule: messenger RNA, 751 nt
Organism: Cricetulus griseus (Chinese hamster)
Lineage: Eukaryota; Metazoa; Chordata; Mammalia; Rodentia; Cricetidae
Source: RefSeq, a predicted model, not a curated record